UCAAAAAGCAAGGCGAGUACGCGCACCCACCAUUCCACUCGUCCCGCCCAAAACCUUGGCGUCGCUUGGGAACGAUUGCAAAUGACGCCCAAAAGGUGGAUCGAUGGGGACGAGAGCGCUGCCGAGAUGCUCGGUCGGGUUGCGGCGGAGCGACCCUUCUUGCUCAUUCCCCCUCUCCACCGCGUUCCACUCCGCGUUGGCAAUGUUGUGGAGCUCGUCGGGCCCUCUUCUUCCGCCAAAACCCUCAUCCUCAUUCAAGCUGCUGUGAACUGCAUUCUCCCAAAGGAGUGGAAUGGGGUGCACUAUGGGGGCUUGGAGCGUUUGGUAAUGUUCCUUGACUUGGAUUGCCGCUUCGACAUUCUCCGCCUUUCGGAGAUGCUAAAGCUCCGAAUUAUGGAACCCAAUGGGUCAAUGAAUUACGACGAGGGUUUGUUUAAUUUGUGCAUGAGACGCUUCUUGUAUGUCCGUUGCUACGAUAGUCUUCAGUUUCUUGCCACUCUCAAGACAAUGCAUUAUCGGCUUCGAAAGGAGAAAGAAGAGCAUCAUGUUAGCAUUUAUUUACUCAUGAUUGACAGUAUUGGAUCUUUCCAUUGGAUAGAUCGUGGCUCAACAUUCUUUCCGCUUGGGGGCGAGAAGAGGAAACGCCUCUCUCUUCAGAAUGUGUCGGAUUCUGUAGUUCAAGAGAUCAGAAAGCUUCAGCUGGUGCAUCCCAUGCUUGUGAUAGCUACAAAAGAAAUACUUUUGGGGAAUGCAUAUGGUGCUUAUGAGGCCAAACAAAAUAAAUCUUUGCCAGAGGUCUCGGAUUUAAGAAAUUCAACGAGUAAUACUCAACAACUUCCAUAUCGCGAGUAUAUGCCAUCCGUCUGGCAGUCCUUUGUUACACACAACUUACUUGUACGAGCUUCAGAUGAUCAUCUGCCGAUAAGACAUCAUGAAGAAUCUUCCCUCUAUUUGUCUGAAUGGUUGUUGCCUUCACUUAGUUUCCGAGACAAGUUUAUCGUGAAAGAUGCUGGUAUCGUUAUGGUUUCCUGAUGAGAAUCUGGCAGGCAAAUGGAGUGCUGUCUCCUUAUUUCGUGAACUCUCAUGGUGCCAAGUAUCAGGGAACUAUCAAAAAAAAGAAACAAGGGAGUUUCAUGAAGAUUAUGGAAGUGCAGACUUGUGGUUGGGUUCCAGUUUUGGGGAUUUGCCCAUCUAGUGGUACUGGUAUCAUCGUAUUGGAUUGACCUCCAGGUUGCAGCACAUCGGAUCGGAAGAUAGCGUUCCGCUUGUUGCUUCGUUCGUGUAACACGAGCGCGGUGACCUCAUGCAUGAAAAUUGAAGGGAAACAAAGAGCAAUCUUUUCUUUUGACAAAUAACCAGAUGAGGAUAUCAUAGACCUAGCAGUGUACAUGAUUUGGAGACCAUUUAGAAAUUCAUGUGUCAACAUAUUGACUCUGACGAUUAUGCUGUUUGUAAGGUGAAACAAAAGGAGGAAUGAUAAGAAGCCAAGCUGUAUCCGUUUACGGAUAUUCAGUCGCUGAUUUUUUAAAAGAUAUUUCAAUAUGAUAGUGUUAUUUACAUAUAUUUUUACUUUUCACGUCCCCAUUUUUCACCUGCAAGCUUUUCCUUUUGGCAUGGAGUUGAUGCGGGGGCCAAGAUCUGUUAGCUGCAAUUGAUAGAAUGACUUGUAUGGAAUUGAGUUCAGUUUGGCCACAAUAGCAAAUUUCUCGAGAUAAUCGAUGCUAUAGGUUUGUGUGAAA
Molecule: messenger RNA, 1739 nt
Organism: Malus domestica (apple)
Lineage: Eukaryota; Viridiplantae; Streptophyta; Magnoliopsida; Rosales; Rosaceae
Product: DNA repair protein XRCC2 homolog
Biological process (GO): double-strand break repair via homologous recombination
Cellular component (GO): Rad51B-Rad51C-Rad51D-XRCC2 complex; replication fork
Molecular function (GO): ATP-dependent DNA damage sensor activity; ATP binding; DNA binding
Source: RefSeq, a predicted model, not a curated record